Messenger RNA from Etheostoma cragini (Arkansas darter), 1310 nucleotides. It is a transcript of the gene polr3g, whose product is annotated as polymerase (RNA) III (DNA directed) polypeptide G. NCBI's taxonomy places the organism in Eukaryota, Metazoa, Chordata, Actinopteri, Perciformes, Percidae. Gene Ontology annotation, cellular component: RNA polymerase III complex. The record is from RefSeq and is a predicted model, not a curated record. Gene Ontology annotation, biological process: transcription by RNA polymerase III. The transcript is spliced from 8 exons. The coding region runs from base 321 to 974 and encodes 217 amino acids.
CGUCAGGCAGGGGCGGGCACGUUAAAGCCACAUUUACGCUUUCUGCUGAGUGUAGUGAAGUGUGUGCAAGAGGUUUCCACGCCGGUUUGACUAAAGCUGUACAAAUUACUUGAGGUUUAGGUGUUCAUUUAUUGAAUUCAGAAGUUAGUUAACGCACCGAACAACAGAUGAAACGGAGUAGCUGACUGUUAAUGACAAGUUAACUCGAAAAGUGAAAACAUGGAGACGUAGUAAAGGCUAAAUGCCACUGAAUAGCCUGAAAUACGUCUCCACAUUAGGAGCACUUUACUAACAAUAAUAGUCCAGCGGAGGCUGGCAGCAUGGCGGGCAAGGGUCGCGGAGUGGCCGCCUUCACCUUCAACAUUGAGGCUCUGGGCAUCGGCAGGGGCAGCAUGCCAGAAGCCAGGGUGGGGCCCAGCCCGCUGUAUCCAAACACAGACUUUAAGCCGGUGCCUCUGAAAGCCGGGGAGGAUGAGGACUACAUGCUGGCCUUAAAACAGGAGAUGAGGGGAACGAUGCAGCAGCUACCACAUAACAUCAAGCCUCUGUCCAAUAAAGCAGAAGUGGAGAGAUACACGGAGAGAUACCUGAAGCAAAAACAGAUGGACGAUGAGAAUUGGACUCCAGACUGGAACCUCCUCCCAAAAGAAUUGAUGCCUCGAAAGAAGACAACUCGCCCUAAACCAGACGCGAAGAAGAAACGUGUGAAGAUAUCGCGCAAAGACACAGAGGCUAUGCUGACUAAAUUAGACGAACUGGCAAAGAAAGACGACGGGAACCCUGAAAAAUCUGAUGAUGAAACAGAAAAGAAAAAAGGGAAUAAUGAAGAGGAGGAAGAAGAAGAAAUUGAAGCGGAAGAAUAUGACGAAGAGGAUAUUGAAGAGGAAAACGACUACAUCGACAGCUAUUUUGACAAUGGCGAAGAUUUUGGUGCGGGCAGCGAUGACAAUAUGGACGCAGAGGCCACAUACUGACACCGUGGCUCAUCCAUACUAACUCUCUGAAGUAAACAAUCAUGUGGUUGUCUCUAUUGGUUACAUGUUUUAGAUUCGUUGGAGAUGCUGUUAAGCAGAGCGAUAGGUUUUUGGUUUGCUUUAUUUUGAGAGGAAAGCUUUCCCUUUAAAGACUUUUGUAAAUAAGAAAUGCCAAACUAUGUGCACACUGGCAAUAAUUUAUUCAAAAUAGAUGUAUUUAUUUUCCAGCCUGUGGCAUAUUUCCACAGGUUGAAAGGCACAUACUGUCAACAUGUACUGCUUUUUCAGAAAGUAUCAAGUGGACACAGUGAUAAAAUAAAAGGGCUAUAUCACAAA